GGUGACGUCAUUCGUUUGUGGAAAUUCCUUAUCACACUCUCGCUGAGCCUUUUUUGCAUUAAAAGUGUUUUUGGAGAUUGGAAAUGUCUGCACGUAAAGAAAUCGACAAACAACUUUAUGAUGCUGUGGAGAGAAAUGAGGUGGAGACAGUCACUCAUUUGAUUAAAAGAGGAGCAGACGUUAAUACACGUUGUGGGAGAUUGAAUUGGACUGUUCUGAUGAAAGCUUGUUAUAAUGGUAACAAGGAAAUGGUGGAGCUGCUAUUAAGAAGUGGAUCAGACGUGAACAAGACUGCGAAAGAUGGAUGGACAGCAUUGCAUUGUGCUGCUCGCAGGAAUUACACCAAAGUUGUUCGUAUUCUGUUAGAGAAUGGAUGUAAUAUCAACAUAAAAGACGAUGAUGGAUGGACAGCAUUGCACAGUGCUGCUAACAACAAUGACUCCAAAGUUGUUCAUAUUCUGUUAGAGAAUGGAUGUGAUAUCAACAUAAAAGACGAUAGUGGAUGGACAGCAUUGCGCCAUGCUGCUGACAACGAUCACUCCAAAGUUGUUCAUAUUCUGUUAGAGAAUGGAUGUGAUAUCAACAUAAAAGACGAUAAUGGAUGGACAGCAUUGCAUUGGGCUGCUUUCAAGAAUCACUCCAAAGUUGUUCGUAUUCUGUUAGAGAAUGGAUGUGAUAUGAACAUAACCAAAAGUGGACAAACUGCACUGCAAUUAGCUGUCAGACAGAGUCAUGAAGAUGCUGCAGAUGCAAUCAAGGCAUUUACUGCCAAGAACCCGUCACAAUCACCAUUGCGUGUCAACUGUCGUACAAGCUCAACAGCAACAGCAUCAAAUGUUUGUCCAUCUACACCAGUGACACAGAGAAUGAGGACCACUACACCUACACAACAAUCUCCAAGACAAGUGGCUGGAAAAGGAGAUGAACGGUUAGUAGAGCAGCUGAUACAACAAAUAGAACAACUGAGAAAUGAAGGUUCAGAAAAAGAUAGAGAAAUUGCUGAAAUGAGAAAACAAAAUUCAGACCGACAGACCGCAUUGAGAGUGGAUGGCAAAGUGGAGGAAACGUCAAAUGACGACAACAUUGCAAGUGACAAAAAAGACGAUGUGCGACGACAGAGAUUUGUGCUGUUAGUGGUUCUGCUCUGUGUUGGCACUGUUGUCCUUGCAGUAGUCCUACAACGAAUUACAUACACAACAGAUCACAGUAUUGAUACGUCACAUCGUGAACCUACUCGAAUUCGUGAAAAAGCAGCAGUACCGUUAGCUACAGACUCAGACGCUGACCAAGUUACAUCUGUUGAACUUUUAAAGAUUGCUGUCGAGGCAGGAUCUCAUUGGCAUUCAUUUGGCAUUCAUCUGGGCUUCAGUGGUGAAACUCUUAGACAGUAUGAGAAACAGUUCAACGAGGCAGCUCGUCUUCUCUUUGAGAUUCUUGACAAUUGGCGGAAACAGAAAGGCAAACAAGCAACAAAGAAUGCAGUUUUGGAAGCUUGCAGACAAGCUGGUGUUAGAGGGGCAUGUGAAAGGGUUUUUAUAAGAUAAGAUUCUGACAUCUUUCUUUACAAUUGUUGUAGCUCUGUUAAGUUAUGGGAGCACAAAGAAUUGGGCUGUGACACACAUCACAAUUCCUUGUCUCUUAGCUAACGUUGUUUUUAAAUUAUUUGUAAACGACAAUCAAUCAUCAAUCUGUUGAUAACGUGUACAUAAA
This is a messenger RNA of Corticium candelabrum, 1710 nucleotides long. RefSeq names its product CARD- and ANK-domain containing inflammasome adapter protein-like. The transcript has 13 exons. Lineage: Eukaryota; Metazoa; Porifera; Homoscleromorpha; Homosclerophorida; Plakinidae. Bases 84 to 1544 code for a protein of 486 amino acids. Gene Ontology annotation, molecular function: protein binding. Gene Ontology annotation, biological process: signal transduction. The record is from RefSeq and is a predicted model, not a curated record.